AUGGCGGAAUUCGUACGCGCCCAGAUUUUUGGCACCACCUUUGAGAUUACCAGCAGAUACACCGAUCUGCAGCCUGUCGGCAUGGGCGCAUUCGGUCUCGUCUGCUCAGCAAAGGACCAGCUUACCAACCAGGCGGUGGCUGUUAAGAAGAUCAUGAAGCCCUUCAGCACUCCAGUUCUGUCCAAGCGAACAUACCGAGAACUGAAGCUCUUGAAGCACCUUCGACACGAAAAUAUCAUCAGUUUGAGCGAUAUCUUCAUCUCUCCCCUCGAGGACAUCUACUUCGUCACUGAGCUCCUCGGCACCGAUCUUCACCGUCUGCUCACUUCGAGGCCGCUCGAGAAGCAAUUUAUCCAAUACUUUCUCUAUCAGAUUUUGCGUGGAUUGAAAUACGUCCACUCCGCUGGUGUGGUGCACCGCGAUCUCAAGCCCAGCAACAUCCUCGUCAACGAGAACUGCGAUCUCAAGAUUUGCGACUUCGGUCUCGCCCGUAUACAAGACCCCCAGAUGACGGGUUACGUCUCGACACGAUACUACCGAGCACCUGAAAUCAUGCUCACGUGGCAAAAGUACGAUGUGGAGGUUGACAUUUGGAGCGCGGGAUGCAUCUUUGCUGAGAUGCUCGAGGGCAAGCCCCUUUUCCCUGGAAAGGACCACGUGAACCAAUUCUCCAUUAUCACGGAGCUUUUGGGCACUCCCCCAGAUGAUGUUAUUCAGACCAUUUGCAGUGAAAACACACUGCGAUUCGUUCAAUCGCUUCCCAAGCGCGAGAGGCAACCAUUGGCCAACAAGUUCAAGAACGCUGAGCCUGAUGCGGUUGAUCUUCUAGAAAACAUGCUGGUUUUUGACCCGAGGAAGCGCGUACGAGCAGAGCAGGCUCUCGCUCACGCAUACCUUGCGCCAUACCACGACCCGACGGAUGAGCCGGUAGCCGACGAGAAAUUCGAUUGGUCGUUCAAUGAUGCGGACUUGCCAGUCGACACCUGGAAGAUCAUGAUGUACUCGGAGAUCCUCGAUUACCACAACGUUGAUGCGGCAGUACCGGAGGAGAACAACGGCAGCUGA
This is a messenger RNA of Bipolaris zeicola 26-R-13, 1065 nucleotides long. RefSeq lists its product as uncharacterized. The coding region runs from base 1 to 1065 and encodes 354 amino acids. Gene Ontology annotation, biological process: stress-activated MAPK cascade; osmosensory signaling pathway; cellular response to oxidative stress. NCBI's taxonomy places the organism in Eukaryota, Fungi, Ascomycota, Dothideomycetes, Pleosporales, Pleosporaceae. The transcript is spliced from 9 exons. Gene Ontology annotation, cellular component: nucleus; cytoplasm. The record is from RefSeq and is a predicted model, not a curated record. Gene Ontology annotation, molecular function: MAP kinase activity; ATP binding.